Messenger RNA from Thamnophis sirtalis, 2485 nucleotides. The record is from RefSeq and is a predicted model, not a curated record. NCBI's taxonomy places the organism in Eukaryota, Metazoa, Chordata, Lepidosauria, Squamata, Natricidae.
UUAUAACAAGAAGUCCAAAACCUUGUGUAUUGCUACAUGUUUACUCUUGCCUUGGUUGAUGACUUGAAACACUACUAAAAUGCACCAGAAACCUUUGAAGAGCUCUCAUUACAUUGAGCUGGGAAGUUAUCAGUAUUGGCCUAUUCUCGUUCCUCGAGGAAUUCGUUUAUACACCUAUGAGCAGAUUCCUGUGUUCCUUAAGGAUAAUCCUUACAUCACUGACGGCUACAGAGCAUACCUGCCUUCUAGGCUGUGUUUAAAAAGUCUCUUCGUUUUGUCCAAUGAGACAAUCAAUAUCUGGAGUCAUUUGCUGGGCUUCUUUCUCUUCUUCACUUUGGGCAUAUACGAUAUGACUUCUGUGUUGCCUUCUGCGAAAGCUUCUAGAGAAGAUUUUGUUAUUUGUUCUAUUUGUCUUUUUUGCUUUCAGGUCUGUAUGCUUUGCUCGGUUGGGUAUCACCUCUUCUGCUGUCAUCGCUCAGAAAAGACCAGUCGAAGAUGGAUGGCAUUGGAUUAUGCAGGAAUUUCGAUCGGGAUCCUAGGCUGCUAUGUGUCAGGAGUUUUUUAUGCAUUUUACUGUAGUAAUUACUGGCGUCAAGUAUACUUGAUCACGGUGCUUGCUAUGAUCUUGGCAGUAUUCUUCGCUCAGAUUCACCCCAAUUACCUCACUCAGCAAUGGCAUCGACUCCGCUUGGCCAUCUUCUGCUCUGUGUCAGGCUACGGAAUUAUUCCCACCAUCCACUGGAUUUGGCUUAAUGGAGGCAUCACAGCAUCUAUUGUACAGGAAUUCGCUCCCCGAGUGAUUGUGAUGUACUUAAUAGCCGUCACAGCAUUUCUCUUCUAUAUUUCUAAAGUUCCAGAAAGGUAUUUUCCAGGACAGCUAAACUACCUCGGCUCCAGCCACCAACUCUGGCACAUUCUUGCUGUGGUGAUGUUAUAUUGGUGGCACCAAUCAACCAUGUAUAUCAUGCAGUACAGACACAGCAAGCCUUGCCUGGAUUAGAAUCAUGCACCAAAGUGCAUCAAGAAUCCUUGUGCCGAAGUUUGGACACCGAAUGUUUGCAUUUCAUGCCGAUUUCAGGAGCAACAGCCUGAAGUUCUCGUUGGAUCCUCUUUCUCUUAGGAACAAUCUGUUAAUAGGCACUCCUGAGAUCAUUGAUCUCCAUCAGCUUGAGUAACUUAUUUAUCCUCUUAAGGAGAUUGAAAGGACUGCAGAUAACUCGGUCAUAUAUAAACAACUUUUCUUUGAACUACUGACCUAUAUAAAUUAUAAUAGGACGUGGGGACUGUUUGUGCUAUCCACAAGAAAAGUUCUCCAAAACGCAUGCAUGUGACGUUAUUAAAUUUGCAUGCUGGGAUCUCACUUGAAAAUCCAUGUUAACUGUACCUUUUUAAUGUACUCUGUGUUGUUGGCUGACGUUUCAUUUGGGGGUAAAAGAUAUUCAAAUAUAAUACAUAUUUUUUUUAUUGGAGUUUCUUUUCCUUUCCAUAAAAGAGUCUCCGUAGAUCACCGUAGGGUAACUUUUAUCUUCAAACCAAGAGUUGGACCCAUCAGUCAAUUUAGAAUUAAACCAUUCUUUCCUAAUCUUGGGAGCUUGUAGUCAGUGGGUCAAACGUGUGAUAAGGAUCAAAAGAUUUUAGACCCCACUACAAAUUGCUGCAAGUAACACUUGCCACAAACUUGACCUGCUUGCUGCUACUUGGAUAAGUGGCCUUAUGAGCUAUUCUUCAAGAUAAUGCCUGCCUAAUGCCAAAUGCAAAGUGCUUGCUUGUGCCUUGACAGCACUUCCUGCUGCCCUGGAAAUUUUGGAAGAAAGAGGUAAAUUCAGCCAAUGCAGAAAAAAAAAAUAUCUGACUAGCAGUGUGGCCACCUCGGGUUUUGAGAUUCCAGCAGCCACGUCUUCACAACCUGGUGCCAAAAAGGGAUUUGCAGAGAAGAAUGAAGGAGGUAAGAGGAAGCUAAGUGCAACAAACAGCAAUACCAGAUUUCCAUCUCUGGAGUCCAUAACUGACCUAGGACUUUUCAGCGAAGUUGAUACGUGCCACAGAAGCUGCAAGCAUGUCCACAGAGGAAUCCACCAGACACCUUUGGAAGAGGUUUUGUGGUGUAUCAUGAAUGCAACCAAUUCUUCUAAGGGAUUCCUCUCCAACAUCUUUAUCCAUCUCCUAUGCCUUCCAAUUGUUUCAUGCUUUAUUGUUGUUGUUUUGCCUGACACGAAAAUGAAAGCUACAGCUUUAUUUCAGAUUUAUUCCUCUGGCCUGGGAGAAGCGUUACAGAAAAAUCUGGAGGAACUGAACAUUCCCAGUUCACUACAGGCGACGUGUGUCAUGGCAUCACCGCUUUGGUUCUAUCUUCGUCACCUUAGAUUUUUAACUGCCUAGGAAAGUCAUUAAAAUUGUUGCACUCCAAAGUAUAAAGGCAAUUUUAUCAGGUUGCACUGUAGGUGUUGUGUAAACAGUGCUUCAAUAAACGGUUUGCCAAAACGUA